AUGGAUUUGUAUCGCUGUCAAAUUAUCGUGCCUGUCGCGCUUUUAUUUUUCGGAGCAGGGGCCAUACUUCUUCUCACCGUGCCGACGAAAGAGUUUAUAGAGCCACCAGAGGACAUGUUUGGGAUAGUACUGGAUGCAGGCUCUUCUCACACGUCCAUGUACAUCUACAAGUGGCCGGCAGACAAGCUGAACGGCACAGGUGUGGUCACCCAGCACAGUGAAUGCCAUGUCAAAGGAGGGGGGAUCUCCAGUUAUACGGGUCAGAGGGGUGCUGCCGGCCGCAGUCUGGAGGGAUGUUUACAGCAAGCCGAGCGUGAUAUCCCACAACAUCGACACAGCCUAACGCCAGUUUACCUGGGAGCCACCGCUGGCAUGAGGCUCCUGAAUAUCUCCAACCCUGUUGAAUCAGCACUGAUUCUUCAGGAAGUGAGUGAAAAAAUCAGGUCCUACCCCUUCAGUUUCCAGGGAGCGACCAUCAUAAGUGGGCGGGAGGAAGGGGCUUAUGGCUGGGUCACUGUGAACUACCUUCAAGAAAACUUCAUUAAGUAUGGCUUUGUAGGUCAAUGGCUGGACCCAGGCAAGGAGACGGUCGGGGCCCUGGAUCUGGGAGGGGCAUCCACUCAGAUAACAUUUGUGACUCAGGAGGAGGUGGAAGAUGAUAAAAGUCACAUGAAGCUGCGUCUCUAUGGGCGGGAUUAUUCCCUCUACACACACAGCUAUCUGUGCUACGGUAAAGGAGAGGUCCUGCGCAAGAUCCUGGCUCAUCUCGUUAAAUCUCAGGGUGUAACUGGACCAGUGUAUCACCCUUGCUACCCAGCCGGUGUUACAAUCACCAUGGAACAGAAGAAGGUGUUUGAAUCCCCAUGUACAAUGGAGCAGAGGCCCAAGGCCUACAAGCCUGAUGCUGACCUAACGUUUCACGGCACAGGGGACUAUCAUCAUUGCCUUGGCAAUGUGUCUGAAAUCGUCGGCUUUAACAAAUGCAAUAUCUCCAAGUGUUCCUUUAACAGUGUCUUCCAGCCUGACGUUACUGGCAGUUUCAUGGCCUUUUCAGCCUUCUUCUACACUCACAGUUUUCUCCAGCGUAGUACAGGCAUGGAGGUGAACAGCCCAGCUCAACUUGAGCAGGCAGCUCAGACUAUCUGCAACAUGAGCUCAGACGAGAUGCUCAGAAAGCUUCCAGACCAAAAGAAGUAUCUGCAGGAUAGCUGUGCCGUGUCUGUGUAUAUGAGGGUACUCCUGUUAAAUGCAUAUAAGUUCAAUGAGCACUCUUUUCCACGCAUAUAUUUCCAAAAAAGGAUAGGCGACGCUUCUAUAGGCUGGGCUUUGGGCUACAUGCUGAGUCUGAGCAGUUUGCUGCCUGAGGAGAGUGUGGGGUUGAGGAAAGCCCUACUGCCAGGCGCAUGGAUUGGGCUGCUGGUCCUGCUAACUCUCCUCAUCACUGCUGUCAUGGGCUACUUGACUCUCCAGACCUGCUUCAAAAAGAAGAGUGAAGACUCCGUAUGCUAA
Molecule: messenger RNA, 1509 nt
Organism: Chanos chanos (milkfish)
Lineage: Eukaryota; Metazoa; Chordata; Actinopteri; Gonorynchiformes; Chanidae
Gene: entpd2b
Product: ectonucleoside triphosphate diphosphohydrolase 2b
Exons: 9
Coding region: 1-1509 (502 amino acids)
Biological process (GO): nucleoside diphosphate catabolic process
Cellular component (GO): plasma membrane
Molecular function (GO): GDP phosphatase activity; UDP phosphatase activity; ribonucleoside triphosphate phosphatase activity
Source: RefSeq, a predicted model, not a curated record